This is a messenger RNA of Adineta ricciae, 7065 nucleotides long. The record is from the annotation of a GenBank genome assembly. NCBI's taxonomy places the organism in Eukaryota, Metazoa, Rotifera, Eurotatoria, Adinetida, Adinetidae.
AUGCUUUUUCUUCAUCAAUUAAAAGUUCUCCUAUGGAAAAAUUUCACUCUGAAAAAACGCAGUCCGUUUGUACUGCUAUUCGAACUGGUCAUUCCAUUGGUCUUAUUUCUUGUUAUGACGGGUAUUCGCAAAACUCAAGAAGCAUCUUUCAAUCCACAGUCUAAUUAUACAUCAACUUUUCUCGAUCAUACUUACCGACCGAAACCAUUUCCAUCAACAGGAGUUUUUUCAAUUCUUCAGUCAUUCUGUCCAAAAUCCGCACCUAGUAACGAACAAGGAUUUAGUGUCUUUCCAAAUGGAACAUCAACGGAGCUAUUGACAAAAAUUGAUCGAAUGUCUCGUACGAAUCCAUUUUUCACUCAAAAUUUUUCUAUGCACGAUAUUGAUGCAUUGCCCGACAUUUAUGAAACGAUGAUCGAUCGUCCCGCUUUUAUUUACGACUCAUUAGAUAAUUUAACUUUUACAUUCACAAAAAAUCUAACCCAAAUUUGUUCAUUCUUUGUUACACAAUUGAAUUACACCGAAGAUCAAUGUCACUUACUCUUCAACAAUACUCAAAUCAAUCUAAACAAUUCAAGAUUUAAAAGAGAUUCGACAAUUCCGGAUAUUCUUCCUCAUUUAUUCCCGAAAUCAUCCACUCGUCGGAAACGUGAUACUGAAGAUGAAUUUUCUUGGGUUGAACUCUAUUCACUGCUGGAAUCAUCAUUAGAACCUACGGAAUACCUUCGAGCAAUGCUCUUAUUGUCGAAAAUAUCUUCACAAAAAAGCUUGAAAAAUUUAACGCCGGAUGAACUUCGUUUAUUGGCAAAAAUAAUCAAAAUUUUUUUAUUUCAUCCAACUUCACUAAAACGAGUGUUUUGUUCACCUGAUAAAUUCGAUCUACUUUUUCAAUUUAACUCUACAGCGAUUAAUCGGACGGAGCUUCAAGAACGCUUAUGCAAUAUGACAGACGAACAGUAUCAAGUGCUUUCAAAUUUAUUGAUCAGUUCCAUCUCCGAUGAUGAACUUAUCCAAGUGUUACAAUUGAAUCAUGUAGAAAUUACUUCAAUGAUCUUUCAAUUGGAUGAUUAUAUAGAUAAACUUGAAAAAUACGCUGUGUUCGAACAAGGUUUACAAGACUUAUAUGAUGUCGCCAGACUUCUUCGCACUAAUUCUUGCUAUAUUAAUAUAAAUAACAAUGAUACAUCAGCAUCAUCAGAAAUUCCAUCUUCGGAAAGUUUUAAUGGAAAUAUUGACACAGUUGCGAUGAAUAAAUUAAAGAAUAAAAAAGGAUUUUUCCCCUUGUGGCUCGGUAUGCAAGAAGCCAUUUGUGGCGUGAAACCAAAAGUCAAUUAUGAUGCAGGUCAAGGAACAGAUGAUGAUCAAUUAACUGAUUUUGCGGAAUUAGGGAUAUCUGACAAUCAACAACGACAAUUAGGUCUCUUAUUCUACGUUCUCUAUGGGAAUUCAAUGAUUUUAUAUUCACCAAAUUCUUCAUUAAUUAACGGUGUGAUUUCUAAAGCGAAUUCUACGUUCGUUUUGCUUGAUACCAUAACUCGAUAUGCUCAUGAAUGGGCCAAUGUUUCCAAUACUUUAACGAAGUAUUUUCUCGCAAAUGGUACUGACAAAAAGGUUCAAUCUUUAAGACGCAUGAAAAAUUUUGUGAUUAAAUUUGGUCCUUCGCUUCAUCUUUCAUCCAUGGAUCGAAUUGUAAAUAUUCUGAAGAAUUUAAACGAUCCAUCGAUUGAUAAUUACAUGAAACAGAUUACAACAAUUGAUAAAGCUGCUUGUAGUUGGCGAAGUUUGAUAUCAGGAAUCAAUUUAAAUGUAUAUAAAGGCUUUGCUGACGAAACUGAUUUAGUUCAAUACUUUCUUCAUCGUGCUUAUCAUGAUAAUUACACAGUUUUAGCCAGUGUGGUGUUUUCGAAUGUGAAUGGAAAUCAUACGAAGUUACCACCGAAUACGAUUUAUAAAAUUCGACAAAAUGCUUCACUAACACCAUCAACAAAACGCGUUCGAGAUCGAUUUUGGGUACCGUCACCAGCGCAAAAUGGUUUUAAAUAUUAUGAUUUCGGGUUUAGUUGGGUCCAGGAAGUUAUUGAUCGUGCAAUAAUCGAUACUCAGGUAGGAAAACCUGUUGUUGAACCCGGGUUAUUCUUUCAAGAAAUGGCUUAUCCUUGUUAUACAUAUGAUAAUUUCCUUCAAAUGAUCCAACAUGCUCUUCCGUUAUGUUUAACAAUAUCCUGGGUUUAUGCAUUUGCCAUGUUAACUCAAAGUAUCGUCUAUGAAAAAGAAGUUCGAUUGAAAGAAGUGAUGAAAAUCAUGGGUUUAAGCAAUGGUGUUCAUUGGGUUGCAUGGUUUAUCACGAUAUUUAGUCAAACGACACUCGUCAUGAUUGCAGUUACAUUGAUCUUACAUUAUGGAAAUGUACUUAUGCAUUCAAAUGCUUUUCUCAUCUUUUUAAUCUUUGAAAUUUAUGCAUUAUCAUCGAUUAGUCUUGCAUUUCUUGUCAGCGUGUUUUACUCUAAAGCUAAAAUAGCUGCUGCUUGUUCAGGAAUUAUCUAUUUGUUAACGUACGUACCGUGUAUGUAUAUAUCCAUUCGAGAAGAUUUGGCGCAAGAUACAAUACCACGAUGGGCAAAAAUGUUGGCAUCUUUACUGUCGACAAGUGCAUUUGGUAUGGGAGCGAAAUACAUUGCAUUUUAUGAAAAUAUUGGUACUGGAAUUCAAUUCGACAAUAUUCGUUAUAGCCCAGUCGAAGGUGAUCGAUUUACUUGUUUCGAAACCGUUCUUUUCAUGUUACUCGAUACCAUUCUUCAUCUUCUUCUCAUGUGGUACAUUGAAAAUGUAUAUCCGGGUACAUAUGGAAUUCCGAAGAAAUGGUAUUUUCCGUUCACUGCUAGUUACUGGACUGGGGAAUCAUACGUUCAGCCAAAUUGGUUAAAAAAACUGAAGAAAACGAGAUUGUUCAACUGGUAUAUUUGCAAGAAACAUCACAUGUCUUAUCAAUUCAAUUGGUCAUCAGCAUCCAUAAGUCAAAUAACUGGCGAUUCAAAUCGAAAUGAAAGCUAUUUCGAACCAGAUGAACAAGUAAAUCAACAAACAGUUGGUGUUCGAUUGCUGAAUUUAACAAAAAUAUUCGAUAAAAAGAAAUGUGCCGUACAAAAUCUAUCUUUAGACUUAUAUGAAGGUGAAAUUCUUUCUUUUCUUGGACAUAAUGGAGCAGGAAAAACGACAACAAUGUCAAUUUUAACGGGUCUGAUUCCAGCGACAUCAGGAACGGCAACUAUUUACGAUCAAGAUAUCAAUGUUGAUAUGGAUAAAAUACGAAAAAAUCUCGGCUGGUGUCCUCAACAUAAUGUUCUGUUUGAAAAAUUAACGGUCGAAGAGCAUUUGCUAUUCUUUUCAAAACUAAAACAGGUUCAAAGUCGAGAGAUGAAGAAAAUGAUUGAAAAUAUGUUAUUUGAUAUUGGACUAACAGCGAAACGUAAUGCAAUGGUUUCAACAUUAUCCGGUGGAAUGAAACGAAAACUAUCUGUUGCAAUGGCGUUUGUUGGUGAUGCAAAAACAAUUAUUCUUGACGAACCAACAGCCGGUGUGGAUCCAUAUGCACGUCGUGCAAUCUGGGAGUUAUUAAUCAAAUUGAAACAAGGACGAACCGUUUUGUUGAGUAGUCAUCAUAUGGAUGAAGCUGAUGUUCUCGGUGAUCGAAUUGCCAUUAUUUCAAAUGGACAAUUGAAAUGUUGUGGAACAUCAUUGUUUCUCAAAACAACAUUUGGCGAAGGUUAUGUGUUAACAUUAGUUAAAAAUGAUCCGUGGCUAUCGUCAAAAGAUGAGAUAACAUCAAUGAUUGUUCAAUGUAUCCCCAAAGCUUUUUUGAAAGAAGAAACAAGAACUGAACUUCAAUAUGUUUUGCCAUUGAAAAGUCGUCAUUUAUUUCCUGAAUUCUUCUCGACACUCGACUCGCGAAAAGAAUCCUUAUCCAUCAAAGGUUAUGGUUUACAAGAUGUUUCAUUAGAAGAAGUUUUUCUCAAAGUAACUGAACAAUUCAAGAAAACACCUAGUGCUUCAGCUGUUGAAUCACAAUUGAACACGCCUGUGGAAACUCCUGAUUUAACAACAACGUCAACAAUCACUGAUACAUCAUCAACAACGCCACAUAUUCAACAUAACGAUCGAGUUACUGGAACUCGUCUCUAUGCAAAACAAGCGUUAGCAAUUAUUAUCAAACGUUUCAUAUUCAAUUACCGAAAUAUGCGUGGAUUAGCAACACAGAUCUUGUUACCUGCGUUUUUUAUUACUGUUGCUAUGACAGUCGCACUAACUGCGCCUGGUUUUGCUGAUCCCCCGUCAAUCACAUUAUCUACUUCAAUGUUUUCUCGUAUGAAUUCUCUAUAUACACCCGUAUCUGGUUUGAAUAGUUAUAAAUACAAGAAUCUUUCUCAACUUUACUCAAUGAAUGCUAAUCCGUAUGAUUUAGCCGAGACCAUUCGUUAUCCAUCUGGCCUCGGUUCAACUUGCUUAUUGAAAAGUCCAUACAUGAACGAAACUAAAUUAACAUUCGAGAAUUUAACUGGCACGACUUGUGAUAGUGUUUAUAACAAUAAAUAUCAAGUCGGUUCAACGCAGGAUAUUAAUUGGAUGGAAAUGUUCGAUAAUCAUAAUGUCUCAAUCAAUCGAACAUAUGAACUAGAAAAUGUGUUCAACAAUACAUAUUAUUCACCUUGUACGUGCUCAAAGAUUCAAUCACGAUUUGUUUGUUCAUCAUUUGCAAAGCCACCAUCAUUCGAUCUACUAACUAAUGAUCAUAUCUUAAACAUAACAAAGGAAGAAAACGAAAUUCUCUAUUAUUUAUAUACAAUAGAUAAUCACCAUUUAGAUCGGUAUGGUGGUUUGUCAUUUGGUCUAGCUCAAGAUUAUAUCCCAGAUGACUAUCCCAUCAAUAAAGAUAGUCAACACUUACAUAAAUUAGCUGUAAAAAAUACGGCCAGAAUAUUUACGAAUCACAAAGGCUAUCAUAGUUUACCAUUGUAUAUCAAUAUUAUGUCAAACAGUAUCCUUCGAGCGAAUUUACCUCUUGAAAAAGGUCUUCCUUCAGCAUAUGGAAUUACUACGAUAAACCAUCCAAUGAAUGAAACAAAUAAUAUGUUAUCAACUGAAUUUAUUUUACAAGGAUCUGAUGUUGUCAUAUCAGUCUUCAUCAUUGUUGCCAUGUCAUUUGUUCCUGCGUCGUUUACCUUAUUUCUCGUUUAUGAACGAGCGACAAAAUCUAAACACAUUCAAUAUAUCAAUGGUCUUUAUCCCUUAGUGUAUUGGUUGACCAAUUUCGUUUGGGAUCUUCUAAAUUAUCUUCUUCCGGCGGCUUGUGUCAUUGUUAUUCUGCGUUUAUUCAAUGUACCGGCAUAUGUCGAAGGAGAAAACUUUCUUGCAGUGAUUAGUUUAUUUCUUAUGUAUGGCUGGUCAAUUAUCCCUGUGAUGUAUCCAUUUAGCUUUCGAUUUAGUGAACCAAGUAACGCAUAUAUAUUUUUAAUCGUGAUUAAUCUAUUUAGCGGUAUCACAUGUAUAUAUACCUCGUUUUUUCUCGAAAUCUUUGCACUCGGAAGUCCGGCAACAUCGACAUUGAGUGUUUUUACACGAACAAUCAAGAAAAUAUUUAAAAUCUUUCCGAAUUAUUGUUUAGGAAGAGGUUUAAUUGACAUUGCAUACAACGAUUAUUAUAACUCAUUUUAUAAGAAAACCGGUCUCAACGAUCGUAUUCGUACUCCAUUCAUUUGGGAUAUAACUGUAUCGAAUUUAGUAUCAAUGGCUAUUUGUGGUUUAGUCUUUUGGACAUUAACAUUGCUACUUGAAUAUGGAUUCUUCUAUACGCCAUCGAUUCCUGACGCAUUACCUUACUCUCAUUUAGACGAAGAUGAAGAUGUUGCUCAAGCACGUCGACAUAUUGUAAAUAAAACUGUGCAUGAUAAUAUUUUAGUUAUGUCGAAUCUCUCGAAAUGCUAUCGUACAAAGAAAACGAAGAAGUUAAUCGCAGUUAAUAAUCUCUGUAUGGGCAUUCGUGCUGGAGAAUGUUUCGGAUUGUGCGGAGUGAAUGGCGCAGGCAAAACAACAACAUUUCGAAUGUUAACCGGUGAUCUCCGCCCUACAGCUGGUUAUGCUUACGUUCAUGGGUAUGAUAGUAUUCAGCAAAAACGACAAGUUUUCAAAUAUAUUGGGUACUGUCCACAAUUUGAUGCCCUUUUCGAUGAACUGACACCUGUGGAACACAUGUUACUAAUGGCACGGUUGAGAGGCAUCCGUUGGCAUGACGAAAACCAACAUGUUCAGCAAUUGUUAAAACGUUUAGACCUUUGCGAAUAUUUGAAUGUACCUGUAGGAAAACUAUCAUUAGGAAAUCGAAGAAAAUUAUCCACCGCUAUGGCAUUGGUAGGAGAUCCAUCGAUCGCAUUUCUCGAUGAACCAACAAGUGGAAUGGAUCCAUCAUCGAGACGAUUCUUAUGGAAUGUUAUUCGACGUUUAGUUAAAGAAGGCAAAUCUGUCAUUCUCACUUCGCACAGUAUGGAAGAAUGUGAAGUUCUCUGUUCAUCGAUUGCCAUUAUGGUGAACGGUUGUUUUCGCUGUCUUGGCUCCACUCAACAUCUGAAAAAUCGUUUUGGCGAUGGUUAUACAAUUAAAAUUCGUCUCAAAUCUUCGACAAAUUUCGAAUUAGAUCAAUCGAUAGUCGAUUGUUUUUCGUCGAAUUUCGUCUUGAAAGAACGUCAUAUGAACGUUGUACAAUAUGAAAUCGCUGAACAACAUGUUUUAUUGAAAGAUAUUUUCGCCAAACUGGAACAUUUACUGAAUAAUCAGCUGAUAAGUGACUACAGUGUCACACAAAAUACGCUUGAUAAUGUAUUCGUUAAUUUCGUGCGUGAUCAAAGUGAUACAUUACAACGAACAAAUGGCAGAUCGAGACGACGACAAGGACAAUUUGACGAUAUUCUCGACGAUACAUUUGACGAUGGAUCCUUCGUCAUAAGAAGAUCAAGUAGAAAUACAACUUCGAAUGAUCGACAACGAAUAAUCGAUUAUAUCGAACUUGAAUGCUAA